Anastrepha obliqua is the source of this 419-nucleotide messenger RNA. RefSeq lists its product as uncharacterized. NCBI's taxonomy places the organism in Eukaryota, Metazoa, Arthropoda, Insecta, Diptera, Tephritidae. Bases 192 to 404 code for a protein of 70 amino acids. The transcript has a single exon. The record is from RefSeq and is a predicted model, not a curated record.
UUCUCAAUUUGUGGCAACGCCAGUAUAAAUUGUCUUCCAUCCAAAACAGCUGUUCAAUUAGACAAAAUAACCUCAAUAUUUUAGUGGCGGCUGUAAACAUUUCUAGUAUGUCAAAGUGGUUAUUUAACAAUUGUUUGUGGCCAAUGGAAUACUAAAAACAUCUGAAAUAAUAUUUAAGAAAGAAUAGUGCUAUGCGUAUACGUCGUCCACGUGGUGUUACAGUGCAGCAAUUAAUGGUAGUUACUGCAGUGGGUUUCCUUGGUGGUGUCUACAUUUGGAAGCCUCUUAUACUGAAAUUUCGGUCAGAAAAUACACAACAGAAAGAGGAGAGUGUAAAGGAAUCUGCCUUGCCAGUUUCUUCUAAAGCAGUACCAACAAACUUAGUUGCGGAAACCGUUAAAUAGAUAAAAAAAGCUAAA